UGAUGGAUCGGCGUAUGGCUGAAUUAUAGUUGAAUUUAUUGAAAACUUGAAAAGCUACUCUUACUAGUAAUAUUGAGAAACUGGUUUUCAACUAAUAGAAUAAGUCAAUUUUUUGUACGAUAGUGCAUUUUUUCUUCUAGAGUUGUUGAAGCUGCUUGCUUGUAUUUUCCAUUUUUUCCUUGGUGAAAAUUGAUUAUCCAAUCACCUGAUGAAAAAAUUUGUGCAUUUUCAUUCAUAGUUUGCAGUCACUGUAUCGUUAGCUGUGAUGAAAUAACAUUAGAGUGUUUCACUCUGGUGGUUUAGUAGUGCAUACUAGGAAGUACAAUGUCUGCUGCAUUUGCUCCUCAACGUGGCCCUAGGCCACCUCCAGAUCCUAAACAAAUUCAGAGGCUAUUGGACGAAAACGGGAGUCUUAUUCAAACUAUACAGGACUAUCAAAGCAAAGGUAAAUCCCAAGAAGUUAUGCAGCUACAGACAACCCUUCACAGAAAUUUGGUUUUUCUGGCUACAGUAGCUGACUCUGCACAAAAUGUAAACUCUCUCUUACCUAUGAUUCAACCUCCAGGUCCAGGGGGUGGACCUCCCCAGCCUAAUCACACACCACCAACAACAGACCAACAGCAUAAUAUGAAUAAUUUCAAUCAUCAGCAACAACCUCCAGGUCCUGGAGGACCAUACAGACAGCAGCAAGUUCCGCAGAGACCUGGCCUUCCUGGUCCUCAUCAGUAUCCUCAGAGAGGUUACUCCCAAGGACAGUACCCUGGUCACUAUCAGCCUCAAGCACCUGGAUAUCCUCAAGGGGGUCAGUACCCUCCCCCAAGUCAACCACCAUAUGCAUCUAAUGCACCUCAAGGGACUUACGGACAACCACCAGCAGCCAGUGGUGGUCAUAAUGCUUACCAACAACCAGGUUAUGUCACGUCAUCUUCCAAUGGGACUCCCACUCAGCCCAACACAGCCCCAGGACCUUACCAACCCCCAGGAGGCUCCUCUCAAAAUCCACCAACCCAAUACCCUCCAAACGGCGCUCCUUAUGCCAACAGUGCCCCUCCUCAAAACUAUCCUCCUUCCCAGCAAAAUUAUCCACCACAGCAAUCCCAGCCUGCUCAGCCGUCCUAUCCAAACCAAUCCAGUGGGGCUCCUCAGAAUUAUUCGACCAACAACCCUCAACCUCCACCAUUCUCAAACACUCCAACUAAUAGCUUCAGUCCUGCUGUAACAUCUGCACCUAAUGCGCCCGCUCCAGUGACUUCGCAGGCUUAUCAACCCCCUUAUCCUCCAAACUCCCAGCCAUCGAAUCCAAAUGCAAGUUACAACUCCCCUCCGAAUCAAGGGUAUCCGCCAGGUCCAGGGGGACCUCCGGGCGGCUACGUAUACCCCCCACAGCCUAAUUCUUAUCCCCCUCAGCCACAGUAUCCACAACAAGGUCAAGCGUAUCAAUAUAGACCACCUCCGAACCAAGGCCCUCCGGGUCCACCUCCGCCUCAAGGACAAUAUGCAUACAACUACCCUCCACAACCAGCUCCGCAGUGAAGCCUGGGCAUGAACAAAUGAGGUAUUCGAUGAUAUUUAGUUCAGUGUACUUUUGCUUUGUAAUUUUUAUGUAUUUUGAAUUUCAUGAUUUUCGUAAGAAAUAAAAAUGUCGCUUCUGGACAAUA
Messenger RNA from Leptinotarsa decemlineata (Colorado potato beetle), 1658 nucleotides. RefSeq lists its product as uncharacterized. The record is from RefSeq and is a predicted model, not a curated record. Lineage: Eukaryota; Metazoa; Arthropoda; Insecta; Coleoptera; Chrysomelidae.